This is a messenger RNA of Quercus robur (English oak), 1227 nucleotides long. Its product is annotated as probable prolyl 4-hydroxylase 12. Gene Ontology annotation, biological process: peptidyl-proline hydroxylation to 4-hydroxy-L-proline. Gene Ontology annotation, molecular function: L-ascorbic acid binding; iron ion binding; procollagen-proline 4-dioxygenase activity. The record is from RefSeq and is a predicted model, not a curated record. The coding region runs from base 126 to 1064 and encodes 312 amino acids. NCBI's taxonomy places the organism in Eukaryota, Viridiplantae, Streptophyta, Magnoliopsida, Fagales, Fagaceae. The transcript has 7 exons. Gene Ontology annotation, cellular component: endoplasmic reticulum.
AAAAAAAAAAGCUAGGACUUGUAGUUUUACUCAAUUCAGAAGCAAAGGUUUCUUGAAAUUCCGCUGUCUUUGAUCUCUCUGUGUUCAUUGGUUGGGGUUUUUCUUACCAACUUUCUUACUCGUCAAUGGCGUCCCUUCUCUCAAUUCUUCUUCUUCUUCUUCUGGCGUUUACAUCCUCUUUCCAGGGCCUUUUAGCAGAAAGCCGAAAGGAAUUAAAGGAUAAGGAGGCCAGCCAGGAAACUUUCAUACAAUUGGGGCACUCUGUUCAUUCCAACAGAAUUGACCCGUCACGGGUUGUCCAACUCUCUUGGCAACCAAGGGUUUUCUUAUACAAGGGCUUUCUGUCGGAUGAGGAAUGUGACCACCUUAUUACUUUGGCACAUGGAAUGAAGGAAAAUGGUUUGGGAAAUGAUGACAAUUCAGGGCAUGUUGGCACAGACAGGCUGCUUAAAAGUUCAGAAAUUCCUUUAGACAUGGAAGAUGACGUAGUUUCAAGGAUUGAGGAAAGAAUUUCAGCUUGGACUUUCCUUCCCAAAGAGAACAGCAGGCCAUUACAGAUUAUGCGUUAUGGGCUUGAGAAGGUUGACAAGAACUACGAUUAUCUUGGUAAUAAAUCCACGCUGGAACUAACCAAGCCUUUGAUGGCAAUAGUUGUUUUGUAUCUCUCAAAUGUCACUCGGGGUGGUGAGAUUCUCUUUCCUGAUUCAGAGGUGAAGAGUAAGAUUUGGUCCGGUUGUACAAAGAGUAGUAACAUUCUGAGACCUAUUAAAGGGAAUGCUAUUCUGUUCUUCACUAUCCAUCCAAAUGCAUCUCCUGAUAAGAGUAGCUCCCAUGCUAGAUGCCCUAUUGUUGAGGGGGAAAUGUGGCAUGCCACCAAAUUCUUCCACAUAGGAUCCAUCAGAGGGGAAAAAUUAUCAUUGAAAACAGAUGGCACUGAUUGCACAGAUGAAGAAGAAAGUUGUCCCAAGUGGGCUGCCAUUGGGGAAUGCCAAAGAAAUCCUGUAUACAUGAUUGGUUCUCCUGAUUAUUAUGGGACAUGUAGGAAGAGUUGUAAUGCAUGCUGAUAAGUAACCUCUCAUUUUGUCACCAAUUUUAGAGCUGAUUUUGCAUUCUUUGUGAUUGAUCUGUAGUCGAUUCUUGAGCUGUAGCUCUAAAAUUUCACUGAUAGUGGGGAACUUGAUUUGUAACAGUACGCAUAUUGUGAAUAAAGAUAUCCCAAUUUGAAUA